AUGGAUUAUUUCCUCGGGUCUUCCUUACCUGCAACGGCACUCAAAGGGACUAUCGAAAACACCUUAGGCGCUGGAUUCCUGGGUCUUAUUGCUGCGUCCAUCGUACUUGAUGCAACACAUCUUGCGAUCACAAUACAUGGGUUGUAUUAUUAUAUCAUUCAACAGUUUGGAAAUGUCAUUGGGCUACAAAGUAUCAUAUGGAGUUUCAAGGUCAGUUCGCGUCGUAGCUCAGUGUUAAUUCUGGUGGUAGCUGACAAAAUUUACUGGAAGGUUCAAAUCACUCUCAAUGUAAUAAUUAUAAUCAUGGUCCAAUCCUUAUACACGCUCAGAGUGUGGAAACUUGGAGGGCACAAUUUCGGUUCCACGUUCGCAAGGUUUUUGCCUAUAGGUAUCUCAAUAAUUGUGCUCGGCGGAGCUGCGCUUGCUCUCUAUCAGCACUUGUUACUGAAUAUCAUUCCUGCUGACCAAAUCUACGUGGCUAUGUUGAACGCAAGACGUUCAGGAAAAGACAACGACUCUAGCUCCUUCAGCAUCGCUAAGCUUAUGAACUUAAGGCGCCGUCGGACAGAGAGACCUAGUGCCACUCAUGUUGAAACUGUCGCAGACCAGGCGAGUCGGUUCGAUUCUGUUGCGAUGUCAUCUAUUGGAUAUAAAGCCAGAUUAGAUGACGAUCUGGAUGCCAAUGGCGGCCAAGACGCAGACGGGUCGAAUCGUAUUGGAGGAAUUAGCAUCCAUCGUAUAGAAGAAAGAAAAUACGAUGAAGGCGAUAAAAAGUGGAGUCCUGUGUAA
Messenger RNA from Psilocybe cubensis, 789 nucleotides. RefSeq lists its product as uncharacterized. Lineage: Eukaryota; Fungi; Basidiomycota; Agaricomycetes; Agaricales; Agrocybaceae. The coding region runs from base 1 to 789 and encodes 262 amino acids. The record is from RefSeq and is a predicted model, not a curated record. The transcript is spliced from 14 exons.